UCUUCUUCAGGUGCAUCUGGUGUUGAUACAGUUGAAGUGUCAGUGAUGGAGGGAGAAUCAGUCACUCUACACACUGGUGUUGAAACAAAACAACAAGAGAGAAUCAGAUGGUAUUUCAAUGACACUCGCAUCGCUCAAAUCACUGGAGAUUCUUCAGGUGCAUCUGGUGUUGAUACAGUUGAAGUGCCAGUGAUGGAGGGAGAAUCAGUCACUCUACACACUGGUGUUGAAACAAAACAACAAGAGAGAAUCAGAUGGUAUUUCAAUGACACUCGCAUCGCUCAAAUCACUGGAGAUCCCAAUAAGACCUGUACAGAUGUUCAGUGUAAUAAAGGUACUGAGAGAUUCAGAGACCGACUGAAGCUGGAUCAUCAGACUGGAUCUCUGACCAUCAUGAACAUCACAACCACAGACACUGGAGAUUAUAAACUACUGAUAAACAGCAGCAGAUUUGUCAUUGUAAAGACAUUCAGUGUUACUGUCACUGGUGAGUAUCAUUUUAUUGAAGUGCCAGUGAUGGAGGGAGAAUCAGUCACUCUACACACUGGUGUUGAAACAAAACAACAAGAGAGAAUCAGAUGGUAUUUCAAUGACACUCGCAUCGCUCAAAUCACUGGAGAUCCCAAUAAGACCUGUACAGAUGUUCAGUGUAAUAAAGGUACUGAGAGAUUCAGAGACAGACUGAAGCUGGAUAAUCAGACUGGAUCUCUGACCAUCAUGAACAUCACAACCACAGACACUGGAGAUUAUAAACUACUGAUCAACAGCAGCAGAUUUGGCAUUGUAAAGACAUUCAGUGUUACUGUCACUGAUGUUCCUGCUGCUGAACGAGAUAAAAUGAAGAGAAAGUCAGCGAAGGAGGGAGAAUCUAUUACUUUACAUUCGGAUGGAAUAAAAAACCCAAAUGAUUUAAAGAUGUGGUAUUUUAAUGACACACUCAUCACUGAAAUCACUGGAGAUCAGAGUAAGAUCUGUACAGAUGAUCAGUGUAAAGAGAGAUUCAGAGACAGACUGAAGCUGGAUCAUCAGACUGGAGCUCUGACCAUCACAAACACCAGAACCACAGACUCUGGACUUUAUAAACUACAGAUCAACAGCAGCAGAUUCAACAUCAUAAAGACAUUCAGUGUUACUGUCACUGGACAAAUGAUGCAGCACAACAAUCCUGACCUGGAGAAUAGUGGAGAACCAUCGCCCCUUAUUCCGACUGAGACUCUAGAGAUGUGUGUUGCUGAUAGGACAUCCCUUGAUCAGACUGAUACUAUGAAGACGGGUGCUGCUGGAGGGGCAUCCACUGAUCAGAAUAAAAACACACUGACGGGUUCUGCUGGAGGGGCAUCCACUGAUCAGAUUGAUACCAUGAAGACGAGUGCUGCUGGAGGGGCAUCCACUGAUCAGAAUGAUACCAUGAAGACGAGUGCUGCUGGAGGGGCAUCCACUGAUCAGAAUGAUACCAUGAAGACGAGUGCUGCUGGAGGGGCAUCCACUGAUCAGAAUGAUACCAUGAAGACGAGUGCUGCUGGAGGGGCAUCCACUGAUCAGAAUGAGACCAUACAGACAAAUGCUGCUGGAGGAGCAUCUGCUGAUCAGACUGAGACCCCGCGGAUCAGUGUUACUGAAGGGGCACAUGUUAAUCAGACAGGGUGUUACCUGCAGUAA
Molecule: messenger RNA, 1659 nt
Organism: Sinocyclocheilus grahami
Lineage: Eukaryota; Metazoa; Chordata; Actinopteri; Cypriniformes; Cyprinidae
Exons: 6
Source: RefSeq, a predicted model, not a curated record